Manis javanica (Malayan pangolin) is the source of this 8419-nucleotide messenger RNA. It is a transcript of the gene VCPIP1, whose product is annotated as valosin containing protein interacting protein 1. Gene Ontology annotation, molecular function: cysteine-type deubiquitinase activity. The record is from RefSeq and is a predicted model, not a curated record. Lineage: Eukaryota; Metazoa; Chordata; Mammalia; Pholidota; Manidae. Gene Ontology annotation, biological process: protein K11-linked deubiquitination; protein ubiquitination; Golgi reassembly.
GUGUCUCUGAGGGAGAGCGAGCGAGAGUGAGUGAGUGUGAGUGCGGGCUCGGGUGGUGGCCGUUAAACGUUCGGCGGAGCGGCUUAAAGCAGCGGAGAAGAAGAGAAACAACGUCGUGGUGCUUCCGCCCCCGCUUAGGUAGGAGGAGGAGCUGGUGGGGACAAGAAAGUAAUUCGUCCUGAGCCUGGACUUUACCGAGUCUGGCCGGUGCGGGUCUGAGCUAUGAACCUUUGAGGGUCGCUUGGGACGCCGAGAGAGACAAGAGAGCCAAGAGCUAUGUCUCAGCCGCCGCCGCCACCCCCGCUGCCUCCGCCGCCUCCUCCCCCUGAGGCUCCUCAGACUCCGCCGCCCCUGGCGGCUGCUGCGGCGGCUGCUCCGGGGGGGCUCUCGAAACGGAGAGACCGGAGAAUCCUAUCCGGGAGCUGCCCGGAUCCGAAGUGCCAGGCGCGUUUAUUCUUCCCGGCCUCCGGUUCCGUCAGCAUCGAGUGUACCGAGUGCGGACAGCGGCAUGAGCAGCAGCAGCUGCUGGGGGUGGAGGAGGUGACCGACCCGGACGUAGUACUACAUAACCUGCUGCGGAAUGCGCUGCUCGGGGUGACAGGGGCACCCAAGAAGAACACGGAACUGGUAAAGGUGAUGGGCCUUUCCAACUACCACUGCAAAUUGUUGUCGCCCAUAUUAGCUCGCUAUGGAAUGGACAAACAGACGGGCCGGGCUAAGCUUCUCCGGGACAUGAACCAGGGCGAACUGUUCGAUUGCGCUUUACUGGGUGACCGCGCCUUCCUCAUCGAACCAGAGCAUGUUAACACAGUGGGCUAUGGCAAGGACCGCUCUGGAAGCCUCCUGUAUUUGCACGACACUCUUGAGGACAUCAAGCGGGCCAAUAAAAGUCAGGAAUGCCUCAUUCCAGUGCAUGUGGACGGGGAUGGACACUGCUUGGUGCAUGCUGUGUCCCGGGCGCUAGUAGGCCGGGAGCUCUUCUGGCACGCUUUGAGAGAGAAUCUUAAACAGCACUUUCAGCAGCACCUGGCCCGGUAUCAAGCCCUGUUCCAUGACUUCAUAGAUGCCGCUGAGUGGGAGGACAUUAUUAAUGAGUGUGACCCUCUGUUUGUACCACCUGAAGGUGUCCCCUUGGGCCUGAGGAACAUCCACAUAUUUGGCCUUGCCAAUGUGUUACAUCGCCCUAUUAUUCUCUUAGAUUCCCUCAGUGGCAUGAGAAGCUCUGGUGAUUAUUCAGCUACCUUUCUGCCUGGGCUCAUCCCCGCAGAGAAGUGCACUGGGAAGGAUGGACGUUUGAACAAACCAAUCUGUAUUGCAUGGAGUAGCUCUGGUAGAAACCAUUAUAUUCCCUUGGUAGGCAUAAAAGGGGCUGCUUUGCCUAAACUGCCAAUGACUUUGCUUCCUAAAGCAUGGGGUGUACCUCAGGACCUUAUUAAAAAGUACAUCAAACUUGAGGAGGAUGGUGGUUGUGUUAUUGGAGGAGACAGAAGUUUGCAGGAUAAAUACUUACUUAGGCUUGUUGCUGCUAUGGAAGAAGUCUUUAUGGACAAACAUGGUAUCCAUCCUAGUUUGGUUGCUGAUGUCCAUCAGUAUUUCUACAGGAGGACUGGGGUGAUAGGAGUUCAGCCUGAAGAAGUCACAGCAGCUGCUAAAAAAGCAGUACUGGAUAAUCGCCUUCACAAAUGUUUGCUCUGUGGUGCCCUUUCUGAACUUCAUGUUCCUCCAGAGUGGCUGGCUCCAGGAGGGAAACUGUAUAACCUGGCAAAAAGUACUCAUGGACAGCUGAGGCCUGACAAAAAUUACAGCUUUCCUUUGAACAAUUUGGUUUGCUCAUAUGAUUCAGUGAAAGAUGUUCUCGUACCAGACUACGGAUUGAGUAACCUAACAGCUUGUAAUUGGUGCCAUGGCACAUCUGUGCGAAGGGUCAGAGGAGAUGGGUCUAUUGUGUAUUUGGAUGGGGACAGAACUAAUUCUAGGUCCACUGGUGGCAAAUGUGGUUGUGGAUUCAAACAUUUUUGGGAUGGUAAGGAGUAUGACAAUCUACCGGAAGCUUUUCCUAUUACUUUGGAAUGGGGUGGAAGAGUGGUCAGAGAAACAGUAUAUUGGUUCCAGUAUGAAAGUGAUUCAUCUUUGAAUAGUAAUGUUUAUGAUGUUGCAAUGAAACUUGUUACCAAGCACUUUCCAGGUGAAUUUGGGAGUGAAAUCCUAGUUCAGAAAGUUGUCCACACUAUAUUGCAUCAGACUGCCAAAAAGAAUCCUGAUGAGUAUACUCCUGUAAAUAUAGAUGGUGCUCAUGCCCAAAGAGUUGGAGAUAUACAAGGACAGGAGUCAGAGUCUCAGCUCCCAACUAAAAUUAUUCUUACUGGACAGAAAACAAAAACUUUGCACAAGGAGGAGUUAAACAUGAGUAAAACUGAAAGAACUAUCCAACAGAAUAUUACAGAACAAUCAACUGUAAUGCAGAAACGGAAAACAGAGAAGCUAAAACAAGAACAAAAAGGGCAACCCAAGACUGUUUCUCCCAGUACCAUUCGCGAUGGUCCAUCCUCUGCACCUGCUACCCCUACCAAGGCCCCCUAUUCACCAUCAACUUCUAAAGAGAAGAAGAUCCGAAUAACAACUAAUGAUGGACGACAGUCCAUGGUUACACUUAAGUCUUCAACAACCUUUUUUGAACUUCAGGAAAGCAUAGCCAGAGAAUUUAACAUUCCUCCAUAUUUACAGUGUAUUCGAUAUGGCUUUCCUCCUAAAGAGUUAUUUCCACCCCAAGCAGGAAUGGAAAAGGAGCCAGUUCCUUUACAGCAUGGUGACAGGAUUACAAUAGAGAUUCUAAAAAGUAAAGCAGAAGGUGGUCAGGCUGCUGCAGCACACUCCGUGCAGGCUGUGAAACAAGAGGAGAUUGCUGUUACUGGUAAACUGUCAUCUAAGGAACUUCAGGAGCAAGCUGACAAAGACAUGUACUCCUUGUGUCUUUUUGCAACAUUAAUGGGUAUGGCUGAUGGCAAGCAUUGUACUUUUCCACAUCUGCCUGGCAAAACCUUUGUCUAUAAUGCUUCUGAAGAUAGACUGGAAUUGUGUGUGGAUGCUGCAGGACAUUUCCCCAUUGGUCCUGAUGUUGAAGAUUUAGUUAAAGAGGCUGUAAGUCAGGUUCGAGCAGAGGCUACUACAAGAAGUAGGGAAUCAAGUCCCUCACAUGGGCUAUUAAAACUAGGUAGUGGUGGAGUAGUGAAAAAGAAAUCUGAGCAACUUCAUAAUGUAACUGCCUUUCAGGGAAAAGGGCAUUCUCUAGGAACUGCGUCUAGUAACCUACACCUUGAUCCAAGAGCUAGGGAAGCUCCAGUUGUAAGGAAGCAUAACACGGGGACAGACUUUAGUAAUAGUUCCAUUAAAACAGAGCCUUCUGUAUUUACAGCUGCUCCUGGUAACAGUGAGCUUAUUCGAAUAGCUCCUGGAGUAGUUACAAUGAGAGAGAGCAGGCAGCUGAAUCCUGAUUUGGUUGAGGCCCAAAGAAAAAAGUUGCAGGAAAUGGUUUCUUCUAUUCAGGCUUCUAUGGACAAACACUUGCGGGAUCAAAGUACGGAGCAGUCACCAUCUGAUCUUCCUCAAAGAAAAGUAGAAGUUGUGAGUUCUUCUGUGAAGUCUGGUAGUCUUCAGACUGGCUUAUGUGAAUCUUUUUCUUUAACUGGUGGCACUGAAAAUAUGAAUACAGUAACAACUGAUAGCUGUGUGACAGAGGCACUGGGAGCAGCAUUUGCCACAAGGUCAAAAGCACAAAAAGGGAAUUCUGUGGAGGAGCCUGAAGAGAUGGAUAGUCAAGAUGCUGAGAUGACAAACACAAUUGAGCCAAUGGAUCACUCUUGAUUUAAUUAGAAGUAUGUCAUAUUUGUUGACUGGGCCACAUAACUUGAGUAGUCAUUAAAAAUCUUGUAUGUAUGUAAUUCAAAGAUUUUAUCUUGUUAUUCAGUGCAUGAUAGCAAGUGUGUGACUGGCAAUAGCUUUUAAUAUACCUACUGCCCAGGCUGGUUCUGUUUUCCUAUAAUUAGUUAUUAGAUCUGCUGAGAUGAGUUUCUUCCCUAUAUGUGGUUCAUUGGAAGUUCUUUGUCAUUUUAAUUCCAUGAAAGUCUUAAUGUUCAACCUUGAAAAUUCUCUUGUUAAAUAUGUUUGAUUUCUGAAAAGGCUAGAGCUGGGGGGGGGGAUAUUUUGCUAAUGGUGAUGUCAACAGGGUAAACCACAUAUUUAUUAGUGUGUCAAAAGAUGUAUGUAAAUCUGAAGGUUAUCUGAACUAAAGUGUAUCGUAAAAUUCAUAAACGGAUUUAUUAGACACUGAGAUCUUGACAUUUCCAUGAACAUAAACACAUUCAUAGAGAUGUAUUCUUGGUGAAAUUUCUUGAGGAUACAGUCUAAUGAUACACAUUUUGCUGGUUUGAUCAAGGUUGGGGGAAAAUAAUCUAUUCUAGAAUGAUAAAGUCAAUGUGAUUAAGUUAUGUUGCUGUCUGAGCCAAAAUAGCCAAUUGUGUGCUCUGUUGAUAAUGUGUUACCAUUAUUUUUUUAAUCCUGGCCUGGUCAAGUCCACUGAAUUUUUUUUUCUUUAAUCUUGCAGAAAAAUUGAUUUCAAAGUGUGGUAAAAAAUAUAAAAAUAAUGGUAGCAGUAGUUAAUCUCUAAUUUGUAGAGUUUAUCAGAUUCACAUUUUAUAAGAAUGUAUCUUUAUGAAUGAGUUACAUUGUUCUGCAUUUUUGAUCAGUGAUAUUUAAGCUUGUAAAUGCUAAGUGUCUUUGAACCAAAAAUGUUUCCUUUUCUUAAAAUCUAUGAGAUUUUCUUUAUUUGUUGGCUUCACUUGAAUUUGGAUGCAAAUUUCACUGCAUCAUACCCUGAUCAACCUGGGCAUUUGCUUAAAUACUGUGUUCAUCAAAUCUUUAGUGCCAGUUUUCCACAAGCAGCUUUCAUGCUUAUUCCUUAAAGAUAAAGAAUGUUUAUUCUGGGAUUGGUGUUGCACUAUUUUAUCCUAUUCUGCAAAUCUGUAUUCUGAAAUGUACAUUUCAAUCCAUCUUUUUCCUCUGUCCAUUGAAAUUAAAUUGAAUUCGAAUGGAUGAAAGGCAAAAUGUAUGUUAAUACAAUCUCUUAUUUAGAGCAUUCAAAGCCUGGCUGUCUCUGUUUGCACAUGUAACAGAUGCAGAACUGUGGUUGCAUUCUAGGGAAAUAUAUGUUAGAAAAUACAUUAUUAGGUGUUUAAAAAUCUCAACCUGUUGAUUCAUAAGGAAUAUAGACAGUACUUCAACUUGUGUUUUCAAAUAAGGGAGGUUUUCGUUUUCUUUCUGUGAAAGUGUUACUGAAUCCAUUUAUUAAAUAAACUACUCCAUUUUGAAGAAGGAAAGCAUGGAGAAUCUAGACAUUCUGCAGGUGGUAACUGAGCAAGAUACAUAUUUGGGUUACUUUUAUCACAUCACAUUUUUUAAACCAUAUUUUAUUUUUGUUCUUCUAAAUUUCUAAAUUUAAAACUUUUACAUUGUAUACUAGUUUUGCAUAAAGAACUUCAGCUACCAAAUAAUAUUUCCCAUUUAGUUAUUAUAGGUUGUUUCUGUGUAUUGUACUAAAAAUUACAAAUAUCACUAACCACUAUAAUUAUUUUUGGCUUUUACAGCCACUGAAACAUGCCUUUUAAAUUUAAAUACAGAUGAACUGUUAACAAGCAAAUGCACUGCUUCCAGGUAAAUUAUAAUCACCUUUUCUUUAACAAAUAUUUUCUUCACCUGUGGCUUGGUAUGUUUAGUUAAUACGGACAAAUAUACUCUUAUAGGAUAAAGCAAAAAUACCAGAAGCAAAUUUUAUCUCUAUUAUAUAAAUUCAAAUUAGAAUGCACCUGUGAACAUAAGAAGGGCUUCAUCUCUGCCACACUAUUAAUUUCUUUUUUCACAGCAAUGUUAUUUAGAAGCCAGUUAGGUAUGCAUAUUAUAAUAGUUUGGGUUCUCCCUUAAAAAAGGAAAGAGUUGAUUCUGAUAAUGGCCAGAUUUCCUGAAAUUAUUUUAAAUCAGCUUAAAUUAGGUUGGGGUAAUUAAUAGUUUUUGAGAAGUGGGCCAGGUAUCAUUUUCACAAAGAAGUGUUAGAAUUUCUUUUAGUUCUUAAUUAUCAUCUUUGUCCUUUCACAUGCUUCUCAUAAUCAAAUAUAUGACUGUAGAGUGAUUAUUUUUAGUAGUACUUUUUGUGAUCACCACAAAUUGGAGUUCAAGCUAGAGAUCAUAAGUCCAGAAUACUUUUUUAGCCCUUGAUUCUUACCUAUAUAAAAUUCAAUCCUAUAAUUCUAUUUGUAGUGUUUCACUGAAAAUCAAGUAAAAUCCUACAUUUUUUUCUUCAGUAAUCCAUUUUCUAGUUAAUCAUACCAAGUCUGAAUUAAUGACCCAAAGUCCAGGUAGAGUUAGAGGUGGUAUAUGUCUAGAAAACUGGUACUGAGAAACUGGUUGAAAUGGAAGAAAACAAGAUACUGCCAAAUAUUAAGAGCUAGAACUCCACGAGAAUAAUUACUCAGGAAUUAGUUAAAGAGCAAGCUCAAGGCCAGUUUCUCCCCUUUGACUAUAUUUCAGUUAUUCUAUUGGAAAAUGUGAGAGAAAGUCCUGAGAAAUUUAGCAAAUGCUAUUGACCGUGAAAUUUGCUUUAUAUUUAAACAUUUUUAGUUUGGAUUUUAAAAUCACACCUACUGCUUGCAAUUAAGAUACCAAUCUGAAAUACAUUUGUGAUUCCCAGCCACAGGUCCUUAUUGCCAUUAUUUUUAAGUAUCUAACGAUAUUGGAAAUAAGCAGACUUGUGCAUAUGUUCUCUUACUCAGGGAAGAUCACUUGGUGGUAACUCAUAUACUACUAAUGACAGGUUGUUGAGAAUUGUAUUGACACCACAUGUUAGCUACUGAGUGCAAAAUUUAUAACAGUAUUAUUUUAUGUAGUUACCUACUAAUACUGGCUGCUAGUGAACAUUUCUCUAACAAAUUAGGCCUAACAACUAACCUUUAGGUAUGUGGUAAACUUGGAACUUCUGUUAUUAAUUACACUUUGGCCAAUAUAGUGACAAUAGUUCAUUUCAGAAUAUCAGUACAGUAUUAUCUUCAUUUUUCAGGAAUUUUAAUUGGUCAAUAUUUAAAAUACUGCAGAGCAUAUUUUGAGAGUCUCAUGGUUCUCAAAACAAGAUUUCCAUAUUAAGUUUUUCAUAAAAGCUUCUGCAAAACCAGAUUAAACUCCGCUCUAUGAAUUUAGAAUGACCUUUUAUAACAGUAGUAGUGAGAUACAUACUGUAAGUUGGGUAGACAUCCUACAUUUCAAGGUUAUCAUAUAAUUAAACAAAAUUGUAAAUAAAGGCUCUUCAUGUUUAAAUUAGAAGUUAAUUUUUCAGAUCAGAACUACUACUUGAGAACAUACCAUAGUAGAAUGUUUAUUUAAGAAAUAAAAUAAUAAAGGGGAGCUUUCUCCCAAUGUAAGAUUUAUAGUUAAUUGUAAGUUCUGCCACUCUUAAUAAUUCUUUGAGAUGCUAAGUGUUUCAAUUCAUAUUUAAUGAUACUUAAAUUGGAAUUUUAACAUUUUGUUCCAAAAUAGCAGAAAUUGUAAAGAUUUGUGAAUUAUUGGAGAAAAUGCCAUUCCUUGUAUAUCUGAAUUUAAUUUUUUAAAUUAUGGAGUCUACAUGCUUUUGUAGUAUAAUAUUAAUACAAUGACUAUUCUCUUGUAAAAGGAAAACUAGUAAAAAGUUUUAGUUGAUGUUAUCUGCUUGUGAGUAUCAAUUACUUAGUAUUUAAAAUUCUAAAGUAUUGCAUACUUCUCUUUAGAAUGCACAAAUCCCUUCAUGAGCCUUUAUGCCUGUGGUAGAGCAAUAAAAGACUGAAAAGUUUAUCAAUAUUUUCAGAUUUAUUUGUCUAAGAAUUAGUGCCAAGAGCUGGAGAGUCUACUUUGGGGAGGGAAAUGCUAUUUAGAAUAUGUAAAAAUAAGUGGUAAUAGUGUAAAUGUUUAGAAAAAAUUAAAUAGCAAGUGCUUUACCUGCUCAAUAAAAUAGUAUAAAUGUUGUAUCAUCCCACAGGCCCUGGCUGUUACCCAUUAUUUUCUGAUUUUGUGGUUGCUGUCUAUAUUACAUUUGACUAAUAACUAAUUGGUAAUAGUGUAUUACAACUGUAUAGUGUUCCUAUAGCAUACUUCACUGUACAGUAUUUGAAAUUUGCUUUUAUGUCAAUAAAAUUAAUACAUACUGAUUUUCCCCUCAACUUCUCCACAUUAGCUUUUUAAAAUUAGUUUUUAUUACUUAGUUUCCUGGAAUUAUACCUUAAUAUUAUAAUGCAUGAAGAUAUAGUUCAGUUUCAUAAAGGAAUUGUUAAGUGUAAUAAGGUUUUUUUUAACUUCCUUAAGAGGACUAUCAUAUAGAGAUAGUCAUUACUUUAAUGCAGAUUUCAAU